CUAAAAGGAGGAAGCUACAUGUGAAGACUAUUACUGUAGCCUUUCACAAUCAGCCAAUCAGCCCUCCCCCUGUCCAAGUGGCGUUAAUAACCAGACACAGAGAGGAAGCUACGGAGCAUAUGAAGAUGAAUCCACGGACCCUCUCUGUGCUCCUGCUGCUAGCUGGGCCGCUGGGGGCGGACCCUGACUGGCACGUGGAGUACCCUGACUCCUUCUGCGUGGUGGAGGGCUCCACCGCCACCAUCCCCUGCAGCUUCACCCACCCCGCGGUGCACAAAAAGACCGGCGUGGUGGUGGAGCGGGUGGAGCGGGUGGUCUGGUGCCCCGAUCACCCGAUCUGCCACCUCACCAUACCCAACGUGUACGACAGCAGCACCGUCCGGGCCGACAGCAGGUUCCUGUACCUGGGGGACCUUGUCGGGAACUGCACCUUAAAGAUCAUCAAGACGGAGAAACGGGACGCUGCAACGUACCGCUUCCACUUCGUGACCAACGGCGGAGGGUGGACCGGACAGAAAGGAGUCAGAGUCACUGUUGUAAAGAACGUCCGUCUCACUGUGUCUUCAACAAAUGGAGAGGAUGUGAAGGUCAGAAGCUCCGUCACUGACCAUGUGGUGAAAGAGGGCGGUCAGGUCACACUCACCUGUACCUCAGCCUGCUCCUUCCACCAAUUGGACGUCCACUGGUACAGAAAUAGCCACGCCCUACCAGAGACAGGCCCCGCCCUCCACCUCAGCGGUCUGACCAAUGACGACACAGGGAAUUACACCUGCUCUCUGGACUCCAGUGGGCAGAAAACCUCUGCGCCUUGGUGUCUAUUGGUGGGGGAAUAUGAAGAUGGAGAGGUUGUGAAGGUCAGAAGCUCCGUCACUGACAAUGUGGUGAAAGAGGGCGGUCAGGUCACACUCACCUGUACCUCAGCCUGCUCCUUCCACCAAUUGGACGUCCACUGGUACAGAAAUGGCCACGCCCUAUCAGAGACAGGCCCCACCCUCCACCUCAGCUCUCUGACCAAUAACAACACAGGGAAUUACACCUGCUCUCUGGACUCCAGUGGGCAGAAAACCUCUGCGCCUUGGAGUCUAUUGGUGGGGGAAUAUGAAGAUGGAGAGGAUGUGAAGGUCAGAAGCUCCGUCACUGACCAUGUGGUGAAAGAGGGCGGUCAGGUCACACUCACCUGUACCUCAGCCUGCUCCUUCCACCAAUUGGGAGUCCUCUGGUACAGAAAUGGCCACGCCCUAUCAGAGACAGGCCCCGCCCUCCACCUCAGCUCUCUGACCAAUGACGACGCAGGGAAUUACACCUGCUCUCUGGACUCCAGUGGGCAGAAAACCUCUGCGCCUUGGUGUCUAUUGGUGGGGGAAUAUGAAGAUGGAGAGGUUGUGAAGGUCAGAAGCUCCGUCACUGACCAUGUGGUGAAAGAGGGCGGUCAGGUCACACUCACCUGUACCUCAGCCUGCUCCUUCCACCAAUUGGACGUCCUCUGGUACAGAAAUGGCCACGCCCUAUCAGAGACAGGCCCCGCCCUCCACCUCAGCAAUCUGACCAAUAACAACACAGGGAAUUACACCUGCUCUCUGGACUCCAGUGGGCAGAAAACCUCUGUGCCUUGGAGUCUGGUCGUGUUGGAAGAUGAAGGUAGACACAAUGUGACAGCGACUGGAAAAGUCAAGUCUUUCUGGCUCCUGACGGUGUCGGUGGUGUCGGUGGUGUUGGCUGGGUUCCUUCUCCUCCUGGCUGGGCUGGUCUUCGCUAAAAGGAGACAAGCACAAAAGAAGGCAUCAGACGUGAUUCAAAAACUGGAGGUGGACUGUAAACAGGAAGCGGUGGGAGCUUCAGAGGAAGUCAGCUAUGCAACCGUCCACUUCAAACGCAAUUCCUCGAGGUCAGCCCCUGGACCGGAACAUGAGAUCGUCUACAGCGAGGUCGUUGGCUGAACCAAACUCAAGCAGUGACUCCUCUUCCUCCUCCAGUGAUGAUGAUAUUGUGACUGACAUCAUCAUGUCUGUUGUUUGUCAUAUAAUUAUUGGUUGACUCUUGUUCUUUUCAGUUUUUAAUUCUGCUUGUAACCUUUCUGAUUGCAGUGUUUUAUAAAUUUGAGUUUUCUUUCUUCAUUG
Molecule: messenger RNA, 2117 nt
Organism: Gadus morhua (Atlantic cod)
Lineage: Eukaryota; Metazoa; Chordata; Actinopteri; Gadiformes; Gadidae
Product: sialoadhesin-like
Exons: 10
Coding region: 120-1937 (605 amino acids)
Source: RefSeq, a predicted model, not a curated record